Messenger RNA from Closterium sp. NIES-65, 3213 nucleotides. Lineage: Eukaryota; Viridiplantae; Streptophyta; Zygnematophyceae; Desmidiales; Closteriaceae. The record is from the annotation of a GenBank genome assembly.
AUGGAUGUGAAGCCCGUGCUGACCAAAUGCGCGGGGAAGCGGUGGGAAAGCAUCGGUUCCGCAUCAACAACCUCUCCACCGCAGCCGGCCACUUCUCACCCACAACCAGCCACCUCGCACCCACACCUAUCCGAUUCAGCGAAUUCCGACUCUGAAAGCAGCAAACCAAGCCGAUCUCUCCUGUCCAUUUUCCAGCGGGCGAAAGUUGGUGGUGGUAGCACCAGCACUGGUGGUGGUAGUCCUGCUCGCGGGACUGCUGGAGCCUCGGGAGGAGCAGCCUCGGGAGGAGCAGCCGCAGGCAAGAAGAAGGAAAGCAGAUCGCCGGAGAGUAGCAAUAGUCAUCCGUACGGGGACGCGCGAAAGAUCAGCAACCGCUACUGCGUCUGGGACGAUCGGCAGAAGGUCUGGUACCGCUUCGAGGGCCAAAGCAGAGUGUACUGGAAAGUCGCAGCUGGCAAAUCGCCUCAGGAGGGCGAAUGGGUCGCACUGCCUUAUGAAGACGAACGACCGAAGGUGGACCUGGUCAGUAAACCGGGUUUCAACGCGCCUGUACGAAGCUCCACGCGUGGCAUUAGUCGGACAGCAAGCGGAGACGGCGGCGCGGGGAAGAGCAGCGCGGGUGCGGAGGACGGGGAGAGGCGGAGGCGGCCGGAUUCUAUGUCAGGCGGGGGUCGGGGGGGUAGUGACUCCGCCAACGCGUGGAGUUUCGUGAAGGAGCAGGAGCUUACGACGGACACGGAGCAGGAGCUGAAGGCGCUGCAAGCAGGCCCGGACCCCAGCCUCGCGUCCUUGCAUGUGUCCAAGUCCUUUCCGCCGGAGGUGGGCAAAGCAGCAGCGGCGAGCGCGGCAGGCGCGGUGGGGGGGAGGGGGAACCUGGGGAACCUGCAGCCGCUGCCAGUCGCGCCCCCUACCGUGCCAUCUGGCGCGUCUUCUCCGCGCAGCGGCCCCUCCACGCCGCCUGAACCAUCAGCCAUGGGAGCUGCAGGAAGAGGAGGAUUAGGAGGAUUAGGAGGAGCAGGAGGAUUAGGAGGAGCAGGAGGAGCAGGGCUGUACGGUUCUUCCCCUUCGAAACAGCCGUUGGAGCACAGGUCUCCCCAUCCGCACACCGUGUCGCCAGACAGACGGGGUCAAGCCUCCAACCCCCUGCCCCUCCCUCCCGCCAGACAAGUAGGCGCGCUGGGCUCAGGACCAAUGGCCGUGAGAAUGGAAGCACCGGCGCCAGGUGUAGGCCCAGGUGUAGGGUCAGGUGUAGGGUCAGGUGUAGCAGCAGCACCAGGGCCUGUCCGCGCGCUCUUCCCCGUGCAUUCCUCCCCUUCCCGGGACCUCGAAGCCGUUUCUGUGAACCAUCCGCCGUCUCACGAGGCUCCGCCGUCAAUCCUCGUAGGUCGAGGAGCAGCAGGGGGCGUGGGCGGUGCUGCUGCUGGUGCUGGUGGCACCGGUGGUGCUGGCGGGUUUGGUCGUGCUGAUGGUGGGUUUGGUGGUGGUGAUGGCGGUGGGUUUGGCGGUGGUGGGGGAAGUGGGGGUGUUAGUCCUCUCGCGCGAGGGAGGUCCGUGUCUACAUCUGGAGCGCCCGGUGGCGGAUCUCAGGGGCACAGCCCGCGGACUCCCGCGCCCUCUCCUAUGGAUGGAGCUGUAGCAGCUGUAGCAGCUGUAGCACCUGUUGCGUCCGCUUCAGCUGGCACUUCGCCGUCUGGCCGCCACAGAAUGUCCCCGCCAGCAGGAGUGCCCUUUGGUGCUCCGCCUGUUGCCGGGAACCCUGCUGCGUUGAAUCGGCAAGGAAGUGGAGGGGUGGGUGGGGGAUUCGGAGGAGGGAUGGGCGGGAAUAUGGGCGGAGGAAUGGGAGGAAGCAUGGGCGGAGGAAUGGGAGGGAACAUGGGCGGAGGUAUGGGGGGAGGAAUGGUCGGAGGAAUGGGGGGCAACAUGGGCGGUGGUAUUGGGGGAGGAAUGGGCGGAGGAAUGGGGGGAGGGAUGGGGGGAGGACUGGGCGGAGGAAUAGGGGCAGGAAUGGGGGGAGGAAUGGGCGGAGGGAUGGGCGGGGGCGGAAUGGGGGGAGGGCUGAUAGCAGGAGGAAUGACGCCACCAGGGGGCAUGAUGACGCCACUAGUAGGAGGUAUGGCAACCCCACCCGCUAGCAGCUCCAAGCUCUCAACUCGAUCUGCAUCCCCCUUCCGAAUCAAACCUCUCGUGCCCAAGCUCGAGCCCCUCCCAAUCUCCACCACCAAAUCCCCCGUUGCCUCCCCCAGAGCCGCCACAGACAGGCCGCCGCUGCCCUUUGAACCUUCUCAGAACCCACAGAAUCCGAUGUUUCCCAAGUCGGCAAGCCAAACGUCCACCCCCGGCCAAGUGUCGAGAGUCGGCUCGAUGAAUGAUGGGCACGGGAGGGAUGUUAACGGGCUGCCCGGAGGAGCAGGGUUCGGGCAGCAUUUCGGGCAGCCGCAGCCAGGGCAGCAAAUAGGUCAACAGUUUGGGCAGUCAGGGCAGCAAUCAGGGCAGCAGUUGGGGCAGCAAUCAGGUCAGCCGUUUGGGCAGCAGUCAGGGCAGCAGUCAGGGCAGCAGUUAGGGCAGCCGUUGGGGCAGCAGGUGCAGCAGCAGCUGGGGAGAGAAGGCAUGCUUCCCUGGCAGCAAUUUCCCAAAUCAUCCAGCCAGGCGUCCACCCCUGGAAACCUCUCCAGGGGAGGUUCCACUAACGAGGGCUCCAUGCUCGUGCCUCCAGGUGGCUCUCCUAUAGUCACAGCAGCAGGCGCUGGAGCAGAAGGUGCUGGGGAUGAGGAGGGGGACGGGUGGGUGCCUCAGAGGGGAAGGUGGAAGAAGGGCAGCAGGAUAGGGUCGGGAGGAUUCGGGUCCGUGUACAAAGGAAGCGACAUCGAUACAUCACGUGUGUUUGCGGUCAAGGAGGUCAAUAUCUCGGACCACAACUCUAUCUCUCAGCUCGUGCAGGAGAUCGAUACUUUGAAGAAAAUGCGUCACAAGCGCAUCGUCCGAUACCUGGGCUCGGAAACUGACGACAAGUGCAUGUAUCUCUUUCUCGAGUACAUGGACACAUCGCUCUCUAAGUACCUGGAGGACUUUGGCCCCUUGGAGGAGCACGGCUUGUCACACAUUCUUGUGUCUCUCCCCGCCUUCCCUCUCCUUCCUUCUUCUCCUCUCCCUCCCCAGGACAACAAGUGCAUGCACCUCUUUCUCGAGUACAUGGACACAUCCCUCUUCAAGUAA